Molecule: messenger RNA, 3526 nt
Organism: Stegostoma tigrinum
Lineage: Eukaryota; Metazoa; Chordata; Chondrichthyes; Orectolobiformes; Stegostomatidae
Gene: kptn
Product: kaptin (actin binding protein)
Exons: 12
Coding region: 139-1599 (486 amino acids)
Biological process (GO): negative regulation of TORC1 signaling; actin filament organization; cellular response to amino acid starvation
Cellular component (GO): KICSTOR complex; lamellipodium; actin cytoskeleton
Molecular function (GO): actin filament binding
Source: RefSeq, a predicted model, not a curated record
UCUUUGAUGGGGGCAGGACCGUCGUGUUGCAGCGAGAGUGAAGUGGAUUUGCGGUCGUCCUGCCAGAAUAAGUAGGGUGAAGAUGGCUCGGAAGCCGAGGUUGAUCUAACUCUCCUUCCUUCUCCCCCCACCUUGGAUAUGGAGGGGCCUCCGAGCAGUUUGUACGGCUGUUGCCCCUUGGUGGAGGACAGUUUCAGCCGCCUGUCCUCCCAGAGCAACAUCUACGGCCUGAGCGCCUUCCCCAGGCCUGAGGGAGGCUGUGACCUACUGACCGCCACCCUCAAGGGGAAAGUCAUCAACUUCAGGUACCAGACCCCCCGACAGAAAAUCCGGCCAGUGGCCAAGGAGGUACAGUUCACCUACAUCCCAGUGGAUGCAGAAAUCGUCUCUAUUGAUGCUUUCAACAAAUCCGCUCCAAAACGAGGCCUGGUUGUGGGAAUAACUUUUAUCAAGGACUCUGGCGAUAAAGCAAGCCCGUUCCUCAAUAUCUAUUGCGACUAUGAGCCAGGAUCCGAGUACAAUUUGGAUUCCAUUGCCCAAAGCUGCCUUAACCUGGAGCUCCAGUUCACUCCCUUCCAGCUUUGCCAUGUCGAGCCAACUUCACGUCUCUGUUUUCCACAUUCAAGGAUCGAGGAGAGGCAGCAACGUGAGACUGUAUUCCUGCUCAGUGGCCACGACCACCAGAUACACCUGUACAAAGAGAACGAAACGCUGCAUCAGUUUGAAGAAAGGCCAACAGGAUUAAUAUUCCCCGAGUUAACAGGCCUCCCCAGCCAUGUCCUCUGGCUUGAUGUGGUCAAUAUUCCGGAUUCUACCAGACGUUUGACAGCUUUUGGCUGUCAAAAUGGAUUUGUGGGUAUUUCUCACGUGGAUCAGGAAUCUAAAGUUGUUCUGCAGAGUUGGAACGUACAACAGGAUGGGCCGAUUUCCACUGUCCUGCUCUUCAGGCUAUCCACUGAGUUCAGCGAGGCCUAUUCAGCUGGAGACGGAGGAAUGAGGGUCGGUUCUGACACGGCCGAAGGUAGCGACUCUUUGGAGAACUAUAACCUGCUCGUGACCUCCACAAUCGAGCUCUCAGUCGUUUAUAGGGACGUGCUGAGCAACGGCCUCAGUGACCAGGCCAUCCUGCCAGAGAGUGACCAAUAUGACAGCGUCCUGUGCGCAUUGGUAACUGAUGUAGACUUCGAUGGGGUAAAGGAGAUUCUCCUUGGCACCUAUGGGCAGGAGUUACUGUGUUACAAAUCCUGCACCGGGGGGGCCCCCGACCCAGAGGCCGUGGAGUCAGGACUCGCCCCCCGUCUCCAAGGUGAAUUCCGGCUCCUGUGGAGAAGAAGUUUCCAGAGCCCUUUGCUCUCUAUGGCCUAUGUCGACCUAACGUGUGAUGGUCUCCGUGAACUCGCCAUCGAGACCCUGAAGGGGCUGCAUAUUUUGCAGCACAGUCUAACCCAGACAGCCAACCUGGUCUUACAGAGGCUUCGUUCCCGAGCAUCAGCUUUGGGGGAGAACGCAUCUUCGAGGCCGGCGACCGCGGAGCUCGCUGACACCGGGACGGAAACACAGGAGGCAUCCGACAUAGAGGUAAAUGCCAAAUGUGAUUGAGAGGAAACCACCGAGAGGGCACCCAGCUCAGUCACAUACCCCUUCAGAUUUGACUCCCAUUCGACCCCCACUUCUCGCACCCACCCUUUGAAGCGAAAGCAGCAAGUUUUGUUUCUCGUUUUGGCUUGGGGAGCAGUUUUCUCGGUGAGAGAAGCCUUUGGGAUCAGAAGAGCUUAGCAGAAGAGAGGGAAUCAAACUCCAAGCCUUCUGAAGUCUAGAUUCUGUCGCUGACCAUGGUGCCUGGAAUUGUGGAACGGAGUUCUUUGAAGUUGCUCAGUGGGGGAAAAAAAUGGAUUUCAAAUCCUUCCAUCUUGUAUUUCAGCUGCUGGGUUACUUUAGCUGGAAAGCUUGCAGACCAGCUCCUGUGUCCCAGGGGUGCUGAGGGCUGUGUUUCAGUAUUCAAACAUCAUCAUCAUUCCGAAUGACGUGGCUGCCUGGAUGGCUUCCUGGCAGUUUUGGAGUCUGGCAGUGUUGCUUAAUUCAUGGAUGCCAGCAUCUCUCUGGAAACUAGCACGAGUGUCAAAACAAGAGACCUUUCCAGUGUCAUUAGAGACGGAGUGCUGCACAGUCGCAGGAGCUGAUGUUUGGAUGAGAUGUCAAAGCAGUUUGCCCUGUUGUCAGACAUAAUGAUCCAACUUCUCACCCUCCCAAGAGGGGUGUCUUCCCCAAUCAACACCACACCCCCCCCUCCGCCACCCGGUGUCCCAGGCCAAUAUUUCAUCUCUCCAACAGCAUCAGGUGAUCCAUUCAUUAUAUCCCAUUGCUGCUUGUGAGGCCUGCAUUUCCCACAAUUUACGGCCAUGGCCAAAAUGUUUUUAAGGAAUGUCUUUCAUUGGCUGCAAAGCAUUUCAGGAUGCUGCAGAAAUGCGACUCAUUCUUUUGCCUUGUAACAUUUCCGAAGUAAUAUUUGCUUCACUGUAAAUAUUAGUGUGUUUAAUUUAAAUAAAUAGAUUUGUGGCUCUUCUGGGUACAUUGCAAUAAAAUAAAAAUGAUCCACAAAUGUUUGGUUUUUUCGGAGCACGAGGGUUUAAAAUGCUUUAUUCCUGAAGAAGGGUCUACGCCCGAAACAUCAGCUUUUCCUGCUCCUGAGAUGCUGCUGGGCCUGCUGUGUUCAUCCAGCUCUACACCUUGUUAUCUUGGAUUCUCCAGCAUCUGCAGUUCCUACUGUCUCUCUACACCUUGUUAUCUCUUAUUCCUGAGGUCUCUGGUUUGUGUUUGACACUGGGUUCUGGACUGAUAGCCCCUGGGUCUGCAGUCAACAGAAAACUGGGAGCCGCAGGACACAGUAACUUCAAUCGAUCCAGCAGAACAUACUCUGACCUGAGCUGUGCCACCUCUUCCCAGCAGCAGGUGGCGCAGUUAUUUCAUUGUUUCCACAGAACCAGGAGGAGUGCUUUAUGAUUUAAUAAGUGCUUGAUGCAUGGCAUUUAGUCAAUGCAGUGAAAGCCACAAAUUAGGCUAUUCAGCCACUUGAGCCUGCGAUGCCAUUCAUUUAGAUCAUUAACUGGGUUACUUCUUCAGUCUGGUGGUUCAGUGGUUAGCACUGCUGUCUCGUACCAGUCAGGACCUGGGUUCAAUUCCAGCCUCGGGUGACUAUCUGUGUGGAGUUUGCACAUUCUCCCCAUGUCUGAGGGAUAGUAGGAACUGCAGAUGCUGGAGAAUCUGAGAUAAUGUGGUGUGGAACUGGAGGAACGCAGCAGGCCGAGCAGCAUCUGAGGAGCAGGAAAGCUGACGUUUGGGCCUAGACCCUUCUCCCCAUGUCUGCGUGGGUGUGCUCCGGUGUAGUUUAGCGUGGAUUAGCCAUGGGAAAUGCAGGGUUAGGGGGUGGGGUCUGGAUCUGGGUAGGAUGCUAUUUGGAGGGUCAGUGUGGAUUUGGUGGGCUGAGUGGCCACUUCCUCAGUGUAAAUAAAGUUAUAUUAUCACCGCA